AUGGGUUGGGCUGUACUUGGGAAGUUGUUGUUGCUGUUGUUAUGGGUUUUCAUAGUUUUAUUGGUUGAAAACGAAAACCAUGGAGUGGAAGGUUGUGUUGAAGAGGAGAGGAUUGGCUUGCUUCAACUCAAAGCCUCUUUCAUUCGGAACGGUACUGAUGAUGAGAUAAGCCAUGAUUUGGUUCUUCCUUCAUGGGUUGAUGAGAGAGAAAGUGAUUGCUGUGAAUGGGAGAGAGUUGCUUGCAACCACACCACAGGCAGAGUGGUGGAGCUCACUCUCGAUCAUCUAGGGUUAUGGGAGUACUUUUCUAUUUAUCAUCUAAAUGUCUCCUUGUUUAAACCUUUUGAAGAGCUUCUGAUGCUAGACUUAUCUGUUAAUUAUUUUGAUGACUAUGUUGAGAUUGAAGGUUUUGAAAGAUUGUUGAAAUUGGAGAUCUUAAAUGUUGCCUUUAAUGGCUUCAAUGAUAGCAUCCUAAAACCUUUGAGUUCACUCACAUCACUAAAAACUUUGAAUGUCAGUUACAAUGGAAUGAAAAGACCUCUUCCUGUUCAAGAUUUGUUUUCAUUCCAGAACUUGGAGGUUCUAGAUCUGAGCUGUAAUUAUUUCACUGGAAAUAUUCCUCCACAUAUAGGAAGCUUGAUUUCUCUCAAGACUCUCUAUUUGGCCUUUAACAAUCUCAACAACACUUUGUCAUUUGAAGAUUUGAUUUCAUUCAAGAACUUGGAAAUUCUAGAUCUGAACUUUAAUUAUCUCAACAACACUUCGUCUAUUCAAGGUUUGUGUGAACUAAGGAACCUUCAAGAGUUGCAUCUUAGUGAAAACACCUUGGAAGGAAUCCUUCCUCCAUGUUUGAGCAAUUUAAGAUCCCUUAGGGUGUUAGAUCUCUCUGCGAAUCAAUUCACAGGAGACAUUUCUAUUAUCAUAUCAAACCUCACAUCUCUAACACACAUCAAUCUUCAAAAUAAUCAUUUUGAGUUCUCAUUCACCUCGUUAGCCAAUCAUUCUAAGCUUAAGGUGGUUGAAUUAGGCGACAACAAAUUGGAGGUGGAAACAGAUGAUUACUCAAAUUGGGCUCCCAAGUUUCAGUUGAAAGUCCUAGGGUUAUCAAACUGCAACCUCACCGGUGAAAUACCCAAGUUUCUCUUUCACCAAUACACAUUAAGAGAAGUAGAUCUCUCCCACAACAACUUGAAAGGAGUUUUCCCUUACUGGUUUCUUAAUAACAAUUCAAGACUUGAAGUUCUGAAUCUGAGCAACAACUCUUUCACGGGUCAAUUUGAUCUGUCACCACCCCUCAACACGAGUAUUAAUUGGAUGGAUGUCUCUGCCAAUUACUUUCAUGGCCAACUUCAAGCAAACAUUUCAAUGAGUCUUCCAUACAUUUCGUAUCUAAAUUUAUCCACAAAUUCUUUCAAAGGUAUACUUCCGUCAUCACUUUGCAACAUGAGUGCCUUAGAGAUGCUGGAUUUGUCUGUUAACAUGUUCUCUGGAGAAGUACCAAAGGAAUUGGUUUCAGGUUGCAUCAAUUUGAAUACUUUGAAAUUAUCCAGCAAUAAAUUUCAUGGUCAAAUACUUUCAACACACUUCAACUUGACCAACUUAGUGACUCUGUCUUUGGAUGACAACCAGUUCUCGGGAAUUUUGUCCAACACAAUUUCCGGAAGCUCUGGGCUGGUUGCGUUGGACGUUAGCAACAAUUACUUCUCAGGUGUGAUUUCUAGCUGGAUAAGUAAUAUGACAAAUUUGCAUGUCGUCAUCAUGAGAAAUAAUUCAUUCAAAGGCCGGUUACCAUGUGAACUACCUAUAUACAAGCUCUUGGAUGUCUCUCAUAACUCUCUAUCAGGACCAUUACCGUCUUGUUCAUCAAAUCAACUGAGGUAUAUUUAUUUGCAGGCAAACAAAUUCACGGGACCAAUACCAAAUGCUUUUGUCAAUUCAUCAUCUUUGUGGAUAUUGGAUGUUAGAGAUAACAGCUUAUCCGGCAAGAUCCCCGAUGGGAUUAGCGCACUCUUCGACUUAAGAGUACUUCUGCUAAGGGGAAACCAUUUGAAUGGUUUAAUUCCAAAUCAAUUGUGUAAGUUGAAUAAGAUAACCCUUAUGGAUCUUUCCAACAACUCUUUUUCUGGGUCAAUUCCUCGUUGCAUCAGUAAUAUCUCUUUUGGAAAGAUAGGGCCAAAUGACGAUGUGUUUUUUGAUAUCAGUUAUUAUGUGGCAACAUUUGAAGUAGAUAAGAAAGCAGAAGCCGAGUUUGUUACAAAAAGAAGGCCUAGCUCUUACAAGGGUAAUUUCCUCAAAUUCAUGUCAGGAUUGGAUUUGUCAUGCAACAACCUAACAGGUGAAAUCCCACAUGAGGUAGGUGAGCUAGUUCAGAUUCAUGCAUUAAACUUAUCUCAUAAUCAGUUAAAUGGAUCUAUUCCCAGAACAUUCUCUAGCUUGACUCAAAUAGAGAGCUUGGACCUUUCUUACAAUAAGUUGAGUGGAGUGAUCCCUAUGGAGCUGAUUGAUCUCAAUUUUCUAGCAGUCUUCUCUGUAGCUCACAACAACUUAUCGGGUAAAAUUCCUGACAUGAAAGCACAAUUUGGGACAUUUGAUGAUAGCAGCUUUGAGGGAAAUCCUUAUCUUUGUGGACCACAACUAAAGAACAAUUGUACCACCAUUGUUCAGUCUCCAAAGUCACCAACAACAUUUUCACAAGAAAAUGAGGAAAAAUGGUAUGAAAUCGAUGCAGAGGCUUUUUAUGCUACUUUUUCUAUGUCGUACAUUAUCGUCUUAUUGGCACUGGCUUCUGUUCUAGCUAUCAAUCCAUAUUGGCGAAGGAGGUGGUUCAAUUUCAUUGAGGAGCGUAUCUAUUCUAGCUAUUAUUUUGUUUCUGAUGCUUUCUACAAGCUCUGGGCUCAUUAG
This is a messenger RNA of Cornus florida, 2901 nucleotides long. Its product is annotated as receptor like protein 21-like. Gene Ontology annotation, molecular function: protein binding. Bases 1 to 2901 code for a protein of 966 amino acids. Lineage: Eukaryota; Viridiplantae; Streptophyta; Magnoliopsida; Cornales; Cornaceae. The record is from RefSeq and is a predicted model, not a curated record. The transcript is spliced from 5 exons.